Brassica oleracea var. oleracea is the source of this 1338-nucleotide messenger RNA. RefSeq lists its product as uncharacterized. The transcript has 2 exons. NCBI's taxonomy places the organism in Eukaryota, Viridiplantae, Streptophyta, Magnoliopsida, Brassicales, Brassicaceae. The coding region runs from base 1 to 1338 and encodes 445 amino acids. The record is from RefSeq and is a predicted model, not a curated record.
AUGGAUGAUGCUUACAAGGUACGGUCGGAUUGGUUUCACCAUGGAGAUGGUAACUCAGUUGAUGUAGUGGAAGUUAAAGAUAGAUGCUGGAAUGCUGAGAUCCUUAGUUUAUAUGAAGCCGCAAACUGCUUAGAUGAGGAUUUAGCCAUUCGGGGGUCAGAGUUGCGUGAGUCAGUUGAGGGUGAGGAUAGGAAAGAAGAUGAGUUUUUAGCAAAACUUGCAGAGGCUGAAACCCCCUUGUAUCCAACGUGUUCGAGUCAUAGCAAGCUAUCAGCUGUAGUUUCAUUGUUCAGGAUUAAGUCUCAGAAUGGGUGGUCAGACAAGAGCUUUGAUGACUUACUGCAAACUUUGUCGAACAUGUUACCUGAAGACAAUGUGCUGCACACAUCAACUUAUGAUGUCAAGGAGUUUUUGAAAUCUUUUGAUAUGGGAUAUCAAAAAAUUCAUGCUUGUGUGAACGACUGCUGCUUAUUUAGAAAGAAGCUGAAGACGGCUGAGAGUUGCCCAAAAUGCAAGGCGUCUAGAUGGAAGACCAACAUGCAUACUGGUGAAAUCAAGAAGGGUGUUUCACAGAAGAGCACAGAUGGGAAACUGCGCCAUCCAGUAGAUUCUGUUACUUGGCAGUCAAUGAAUGACAAGUAUCCGGCGUUCGCAGCGGAGGAGAGGAACUUGCGACUUGGGCUUUCAACAGAUGGGUUUAAUCCCUUCAGUAUGAAGAACAGCCGAUACAGUUGUUGGCCUGUGUUACUAGUGAAUUACAACAUGGCUCCUCACCUAUGUAUGAAGGAGGAGAACAUAAUGCUCAGUCUGCUGAUUCCAGGACCCCAUCAACCAGGCAAUAGUAUAGAUGUAUACUUAGAACCUCUGAUAGAAGAUUUAAAACAUCUGUGGUGCAUAGGCGAGUUAACAUACGAUGCAGUUAGUAAGACAACCUUUACGCUUAAGGCAAUGCUUCUUUGGACUAUUAGUGAUUUCCCCGCAUAUGGGAAUCUUGCUGGUUGUAAAGUGAAGGGUAAGAUGGGUUGUCCUAUAUGCGGGAAGCACACAGAUAGUUUGUGGCUGAGUAAUAGUAGGAAAUUUGUAUUUAUGGGCCACCGGAAAUGUUUGCCUCCCUUACAUAGUUUCAGAGGAAAGAAGACUUGGUUUGAUGGGAAAACUGAACAUGGGACAAAGGGAAGGAUACUGACGGGUAGGAAUGUCUCAUUUGUGCUGAGAAAUUACAAUAAUGUGUUUGGUAACAGAAAACAGUCUGGGAAACAGAGAGCUACUCGAGUUGACAUACCAUCUGAUAACGAGGAGGAACUAAUUGAAUCUGAUGAAGAUGAAGAUAUAGGAUAG